AUGAUCUUGGAUAUCUUGUGUCUUGAGGGCUACUCCAUCAUAAUUGGUCCCCAGCCCGGCAGCGACUGUGAUCUUGUCACGGACUGGAUACGCGUAUCGGGUAUCGCGGCCAUCGCGAGCGAUCGGAUCUUCCAGAUCAACUUUGCCUGUCGCAUGUUCGUUUUCCAGAUUCUAAAACAGAACACAAACGCCGACGUGGCGUUGAAGUUGGCUAAUGCAUUGCGUAUUGAUGUCAAGGGAUUGCAGAUAAUAGCGGAGAACAGGAUCAGGGAGAACUCCGACUUUAUCGAACUUGUGAAAAGGGGAUCCGACGAACCAGAUGAGGAUCAUUGUGGACCCGACUUCAAAGUAUUUAACUAUGUCGACAGUCUGCUAUAUGCCAUUGACUGUCUUAAUGCCCAAUUGGAUCCUCACAUCCCCUACGCACCCUCCUUCACCUUCCUCAAGGGAUGCUCCCUCAGGAAGGAAAACAGCGCGGGCAAAUUGAUGGACGCUAUGCACCACAUGCAUGCCAUCACCAGGCAG
This is a messenger RNA of Dibothriocephalus latus, 525 nucleotides long. Lineage: Eukaryota; Metazoa; Platyhelminthes; Cestoda; Diphyllobothriidea; Diphyllobothriidae. The record is from the annotation of a GenBank genome assembly.